CUAACUCUAUAAAUAUACGUAUACGAGAUUAUUUCUCAAAAUAAAUUAUAGCUAUCCUCACAAGGUAUAGUACACACUACAGUUACUAUAAUGUUUGUUCGAACUCAAUUCCCGUUAAUACCAUAUGAAUCCCCACUCAUCCUACUCGGCAAUAAUACUUCAUCAAUAGUAAUGAAAUCACUAAUACGCACCAAAAACACAUCACACAAUUUAUUAGUUGCUCACCUUGCUGCUGCCCCAAAACGAGAGAAAGAUGCUAAGAAACGGGUCGUGGUUACUGGAAUGGGUAUUGUCUCUGUGUUUGGAAAUGACGUUGACACAUACUACAACAGACUCUUAGCCGGUGACAGUGGUGUGACCAUAAUAGAUCGAUUUGAUGCUUCAGAGUUCCCCACGCGAAUUGCAUCCCAGAUUCGUAAUUUCAGUUCAAAUGGGUAUAUUGAUGGCAAAUAUGGCGAAAAACUAGAUGAUUGUCAACGGUAUUGCAUCGUUGCAGGGAAAAAAGCACUUGAAGAUGCUGGUCUUUGUGGUGCUAACCUCUCAAAGAUUGAUAAGGAGCGUGCGGGUGUGCUUGUUGGAUCAGCAAUAGGAGGCGUAAAUGUCGUUUGUGAUGGUGUGGUAUCUCUCCUAAAGAGAGUUCAUAAGAAAGUAUCACCUUUUCUGGUGCCUUUCGCGAUAACAAACAUGGGGUCUGCCUUACUUGCAAUCGAUCUUGGUUUUGUGGGACCAAACUACUCCAUUUCAGCUGCUUGUGCAACUUCCAAUUAUUGCUUAUGUGCUGCUGCAAAUCACAUCCGAGAAGGGAAAGCGGAUUUAAUGAUUGCUGGUGGUGUUGAGGCUAGUGUUAAUCCCAUUAUGAUAGCAGGUUUUUGUUCUUGUAAAGGGUUGUCUCAGAAAAACAAUGAUCCCAAGACUGCUUCCAGACCUUGGGACAGAGAUAGGGAUGGCUUCGUAAUGGGAGAAGGGGCUGGUGUCUUGGUGAUGGAGAGUUUAGAGCACGCAAUGAAAAGGGAUGCACCGAUACAAGCUGAAUUCCUAGGAGGUGCUAUUAAUUGUGAUGCAUAUCAUAUAAUGAGUCCACGACCCGAUGGGUUUAGGAUUUCAUCUUGUAUUCAAAGCAGCCUUGCAGAUUCUGGUGUAUCAGUAGAGGAGGUAAAUUACAUCAAUGCACAUGCAACAUCCACAGUGAAUGGUGAUUUGGCUGAGUUAAAAGCUCUCAACAAGGUGUUCAAGAACACUAUAGGAAUCAAAAUGAAUGCAGGAAAGUCUAUGAUCGGGCACAGUAUGGGAGGCGCUGGAGGUCAGGAAGCGAUUGCCACAAUUAAAGCGAUUCAAACAGGAUGGUUGCAUCCUACCAUUAAUCAGUUUGAACCGGAACCUGGACUAAACUUUGACACUGUUAGGAAUCAAAAGCAGCGACAUGAAGUUAAUGUUGGUGAGCUUGUUUCAGUUUUUACGUAUUUUGCCAGGUUGCCGGAAUUUGAUACUUGCUAA
This is a messenger RNA of Erigeron canadensis, 1494 nucleotides long. Its product is annotated as 3-oxoacyl-[acyl-carrier-protein] synthase I, chloroplastic-like. The transcript has 6 exons. The record is from RefSeq and is a predicted model, not a curated record. Bases 91 to 1494 code for a protein of 467 amino acids. Gene Ontology annotation, molecular function: 3-oxoacyl-[acyl-carrier-protein] synthase activity. Gene Ontology annotation, biological process: fatty acid biosynthetic process. NCBI's taxonomy places the organism in Eukaryota, Viridiplantae, Streptophyta, Magnoliopsida, Asterales, Asteraceae.